Molecule: messenger RNA, 1347 nt
Organism: Dioscorea cayenensis subsp. rotundata (Guinea yam)
Lineage: Eukaryota; Viridiplantae; Streptophyta; Magnoliopsida; Dioscoreales; Dioscoreaceae
Product: F-box protein At3g62230-like
Exons: 3
Coding region: 1-1347 (448 amino acids)
Source: RefSeq, a predicted model, not a curated record
AUGGCUGCCUCUUCUUCUCGUUCCAAUCCACUCAAUAUUUACCUCGAUGAUAGCCCGUUUACCAAGCCGGACAUUUGCCGGCAGCUCAUUAAUGAUGGUCGUCAAGCUCUGGCUGAUGGCGUCAAGUCCCGAGGUCAGCAAGCUUUCAUCGAAUAUGCUCGAAAGGUGAUGGUCUCAUGUGAACAAUCAGGCAUCAAUUCUUUUCAUCUCCGGUUUUCAAAUCCAGGUGACUACAUAGCCCAUUCAAAUGAAUGGAUCCGAGUUGCAGGACGUACAAGGAGCGUUAUGGAGCUUGAUCUUGAUUUCUCAGAUGUCAACUUGCAUGACAAGUUUCCAGAAGGCAACAAUGCGUGUGCUGAAUUAGUCUCUGACUUUUAUGAUAUGUAUCGAUCUUCAUUGGAUACAUUGAAGCUCACGGGAUGCAAUUUUGAUCCAGCUAAGCUCAAAGAAUUUAAGCAUCUUCACAACGUGAUCAUUGCGAGGAUUGCAAUGGAAGAUGAAAUGUUACAAGAGCUGAUCAAGAAUUGUGAUCACCUGGAAGAUCUUUCUUUAAUCAGGUUAACUUCAUUGUAUUUAAUUAGGAUUGCCGAUGAAAAAGGAGCACUCAAAAGGUUGACCAUAGAACAUUGUCAUUCAGAAGACACCGGACUUGUUGAAAUAGAGGCUAGGAACUUGAAGUACUUCAAGUACUUUGGCAGGGUCAAGUUAUUUACCAUUGAAGCACCUAGAGUGGAAGAGGCGGUUUUUGAUUUCUCUUUUAGAAAAAACUUCACUGGUGAUGAGGGGUGCCUUUUUGUCUGGCGUCAUCAGCUCAUUUGUCACAGCAAAAGAAAUAACUGUCUGCAGCUAUACCAUUCAGGUUUGGUGCUACCUCAUGGAGAUGAUCCACUACGCCUGUCUUCUUCAAAUCAAAUGCUUAGGCAUUUGAUACUGAAAAAAGUGGCCAUGCACCCGAAUGAGCUGCCAGGUGUUGUGCUCUUGCUAAGAAGUUACCCUGAAUUGGAGAACCUUACUGUUACAAUGGAUGAUGUCAAACAGAUUGAAGGAUUUACUUAUCCAUUCGACAAUAGACCUGCAAAUGCUGCUGCUUUUUGGGCCUUACAAAUAACAACGAUAACAUGCCUGAAUCGCCAUUUGAAGAAGGUCACUGUGCAAGGUUUCAAAGGGACUGCUAAUGAGUUAGCAUUUCUGAAAUUCCUGCUGAGGAAAUCCAAUGUUCUCAAAGAUAUGAUUCUUGAAGUUGCCAGCGAUGGCAACAUUGAGAAUCGUAACCGCUACAUGGGCCUUGCACAAACCCUGCAUGGUCUGAAUAAUGCUUCCCCUGAUGUCACAACAACUAUUCGCUAA